UUUGAAAUUUUUCAUUCUUUUCGUUUCAAGCCACGUUCUGGCUGGUUGAAAUUAAUUUAUUUCUAUAUAAAUCGUGGAUUAUACGCCAUAAAUUAUCCGUGUUAAUCGAAUAUUUUCUUCGCAGAUCAAUUUUACGUCCUUUCCGGUGUCUAACAAAGAUUGAAAAAUGGCAGCCUUAAUUGAAAAAAAUUCGGUUUGGACUGAUAAGCAUCUUUAUGACGAUGCUGAAAGGGUUUACUACGAGAAUUUGGCCAAGGGCCCUGUCGUGAAGCAAGUUUCUUUAGCCGGUGAAGUCGCAAAAGCUCGUGAACGUAUUAAGCAAUCAUUGGAAAAUGUCGAUGAUUUGAAAUUAUCCGGAUCUAAUGUUAAUGUUCAAAGUCAAAUCGCUUCCGUAGAAGAAAAAGUCGAUACUUUGAGAAAAGAUUUCGAAGAACUUCGUCUUGCGUUUUCAAGUUUAGAAAAAUUGGUUAGGAAUUUAUCUCUUGGUCCAAAAGCACCGGAAAGUAACGUGUGUAAGAAACCUGAAACUAAUGUAUGUAAGAAACCAGAAGCUGCCAAACCACCACCAAAAGACGACGAUGAUGAUGUUGAUCUUUUCGGUUCCGGAUCUGAGGAUGAAGACGAAGAAGCUCAGAAAAUCAAGGAGCAACGUGUAGCUGAAUACGCUGCCAGAAAAUCCAAAAAACCAGUACUGAUUGCUAAAUCAAACAUAAUCUUGGAUGUUAAACCGUGGGAUGACGAAACCGAUAUGAAAGCGCUUGAAAAAGAAGUUAGAAACGUCGUUAUGGACGGAUUAGUCUGGGGUGCUUCUAAACUUGUCCCGUUAGCUUACGGAAUUCAUAAAUUGCAAAUAUCCUGCGUUGUGGAAGAUGAUAAAGUUUCGGUUGACGAGCUUCAAGAAAAACUUCAAGAGAUCGAAGAUUAUGUCCAAAGUGUCGAUAUCGCUGCUUUCAAUAAAGUGUAAAUUCAUACGUAUAUCAUAUAUUUAUUAAUGCUCUUUUUCAAGUACAAUUUUCUCAACACUAUUGUCAUUUAAAAAAAUUGAAAUACAUGUAACCUUUUAUUAAA
This is a messenger RNA of Planococcus citri (citrus mealybug), 1068 nucleotides long. RefSeq names its product elongation factor 1-delta (gene eEF1delta). The transcript has 9 exons. The coding region runs from base 167 to 964 and encodes 265 amino acids. The record is from RefSeq and is a predicted model, not a curated record. Gene Ontology annotation, molecular function: translation elongation factor activity; guanyl-nucleotide exchange factor activity. Gene Ontology annotation, cellular component: cytosol; eukaryotic translation elongation factor 1 complex. Lineage: Eukaryota; Metazoa; Arthropoda; Insecta; Hemiptera; Pseudococcidae. Gene Ontology annotation, biological process: translational elongation.